AACCAAUAUCAGAGCAUCUACCUUACUGCAAUACCUCUUGGCAAAUGUGCGUGUGGCUUAUUUCUGGGAAUGCAUCGAAGAGAAAGAGGUUUCCGAGAAAGCAAUUGAAUUAUCAUACAAAUCGCUGGAUCCUAACUCAACCACCACUAUUUUAUCUAACUUGUGGAUAUGGACUACAUGGUACACAAAAAAUAACAAUAAUCCUGUUCAUUGCCCUAUAACUGAUAUCAUAUGA
Messenger RNA from Racocetra persica, 235 nucleotides. The record is from the annotation of a GenBank genome assembly. Lineage: Eukaryota; Fungi; Glomeromycota; Glomeromycetes; Diversisporales; Gigasporaceae.